AUGUUAUCUGAUCUGCGAUCUAAGAAUCAACUUCCAACAGCAUUGUGUCAGCGAUCAAGUCUUCAGAGACAUCGCCAGAAGGCAAAGACGAUUUUUGCAGCCAAUGGCUUCAAACCACCUCUCGAGGAUAGUGGGGCUGAACCGCGGGGAGCAAAGGCCGGGGUCGACCCCACGUGGGGGCCACCCAAUUCCUCCCUCAACGCCGCGCCAGCCGCCACCCGCAGAGCAGCCCACCACGCGCCGGCACCCGGGGUGCGCCGGCACCCGGGGUGCGCCGGCACCCGGGGUGCGCCGGUGCGCCGGCACAGGGCCAGCCCCCCUCCUCGAACGGGAAGGGGAAGGGGAAGGGGCGGGGGCGGGGCCUGCGGCAGGGCACGCCCCCUCAAGCGCCCGCGGGGUGGGCAGGUCUUCCGCCUUCCGAGGGGCUACUUCCGGAUCCGGUGGCGGCAGCUGGGAGUGCACAGGGAGGCGGCGCUCGGUUGGCGGGAGGGCUGGCUUGCACCCCGCGCGCGGCCGGCGAUGCUGGGGGGUAUAUUGGGGGCCCGGGAGCGCGAGGCGGAGUGCGACGCGGCAGGGGCUGUGCCUGCGCCGCCUGCCAUCGACUUCCCGGCCGAGGGCUCGGACCCCAAGUAUGAUGAAUCUGAUGUUCCCGCAGAACUCCAGUUGCUGAAAGGACCCCUACAGCAGCCGACCUUCCCUUUUGCAGUUGCAAACCAGCUGUUGCUGGUUUCUCUGCUGGAACACUUGAGCCAUGUGCACGAACCAGACCCGCUUCGUUCAAGACAGGUGUUUAAAUUACUUUGUCAGACCUUUAUCAAAAUGGGGCUGCUGUCAUCCUUCACGUGUAGUGACGAGUUUAGCUCCUUGAGGCUACAUCACAACAGAGCUAUUACGCACUUAAUGAGGUCAGCUAAGGAGAGAGUUCGUCAGGUAGGCACUAAGAAAUGUACUUGGAGUGUGAUAAAAACAUUCUCAUUUCAAGAGAACUGUAUUUUAAAGCAUUCUGAAAUCCUGAUUAUAACAUAG
Molecule: messenger RNA, 1026 nt
Organism: Physeter macrocephalus (sperm whale)
Lineage: Eukaryota; Metazoa; Chordata; Mammalia; Artiodactyla; Physeteridae
Exons: 4
Coding region: 1-1026 (341 amino acids)
Source: RefSeq, a predicted model, not a curated record